AGCCUCUCCUGUUAUUCGCCGGCGCACGCACCCAGACCUCCACAAAAAUUUGCUCACGAUGGCGACAAACAUCACUUUCCACCCCGGAUCGGUGAGCGCGGAGGAGCGGUCGCAGCUGCUCACGCAGAAGGGCGCGACCGUCUGGUUCACCGGGCUCAGCGCGAGUGGAAAGUCAACGAUCGCGUGCGCGCUCGAGCAGCACCUCCUCCACCUGCACAAGUUCUCGUACCGCCUCGAUGGCGACAACAUCCGCUUCGGGCUGAACAAGGACCUCGGGUUCGACGAGAAGUCGCGGAACGAGAACAUCCGCCGCAUCGGCGAGGUCUCGAAGCUGUUCGCGGACGCCUCCGCCAUCGCGCUAACCGCAUUCAUCUCGCCCUACCGCGCCGACCGCGCGGUCGCGCGCGAGCUGCACGACAAGGCCGGGCUCACCUUCAUCGAGGUGUACGUCGACGCGCCCCUGCACAUCGUCGAGGAGCGCGACCCGAAGGGCCUCUACAAGAAGGCGCGCGCCGGCGAGAUCAAGGACUUCACUGGGAUCUCCGCGCCGUAUGAGGCGCCCGAGAGCCCGGAGGUGCACAUCAAGACGGACGAGUGCGACGUGAAGGAGGCGGUCGCGCGCAUCACGGAGUACCUCUCGUCGAAGGGCCUCAUCUAGUUUAUUCCCCCUCGUGCUCCGCGUUUUUGUUUGUUUAUUUGGUGUGUAGGAGUAGGCAGUAAUUUUAUAGAGGCCUCGACAGUACGAAAACUGUAUGGCGCGCGCCGUGCGCAAACGGAUCGAUGACUCCGAUAGCAGGAUGAGGACAUGCAUGUAUCUCUGUAUUAUUCCCAA
This is a messenger RNA of Trametes versicolor FP-101664 SS1, 832 nucleotides long. Its product is annotated as adenylylsulfate kinase. Lineage: Eukaryota; Fungi; Basidiomycota; Agaricomycetes; Polyporales; Polyporaceae. The record is from RefSeq and is a predicted model, not a curated record. The transcript is spliced from 5 exons. Bases 59 to 658 code for a protein of 199 amino acids. Gene Ontology annotation, biological process: sulfate assimilation. Gene Ontology annotation, molecular function: adenylylsulfate kinase activity; ATP binding.